ACAAGAAACGGUAGCAGCGAUAGAGUGCAGUUCGCUUUUUUCCAUGGUGUGUUUGUGUUGUCCAAAAAAUAUAAGAAAUGUCUAAGUUUAACUUGCAGAUUAUUCCGUAGAAGUAAACGGAAAAUUCAUAAUUCUUUUGUAUCUAAUUUUAGCAUAAAAGUGCACAAUCGCUGUGAGCUUUUCGUAUUUUUUUGUUGUUACUAUGAUUAGCUUAAAGCACCGUCGCGUUAGUUACAAGUCGAAUCAUCAUCCUUAAGUUUUUUUCGCGUUCCUAUUCGUCAGUCAAUGCGAUUUUUCACUCCUUCAUUACCUUUCCGUACUUCAUCCGCUCAUUAAUUUUUUUUAUCUUGCACUCGGCCAUAAUUUUUUUGAUUGUAUGUUCAAAAGUGCAGAGUUAAGAAAAUUGAAAUGAAACUAAAGUGAAAGAAAAAGCGAAAAGAAACGGCAAGACUAAUCAACCGACCGAGAGGCAAGUGGACGCAUUUCCUGCUCUAAAAAACGCUGAAUAAGAAUCAAAAAUAUACUGGGUGAAAACUUAAAAGAAUACAAUUAAAAACGUGUAAGAAGUUAUUAAGUGUUACAAAAGAUACAAGUAAAGCGAGAAAAAACCAAAAGAGCACUACGAAAAAGUUGAAUUACUACAUAUAAAGCAAUUGUCACCAGCUGCUGCUGGCCACUAAUUACGCUGACACUUGCGUUCCAAAUUUUGGAGACAACCUUAAACGGAAUGUGGAAGUUUAACCUCCGUAAAAGUAUCUAGUGAAACGGUCAAGAGGUAGUAGAGUUUCUAAGAACCUCAUUUUUUAAGUUAUUAGCGACAACAGUUGAACGCUUACCGGUCAUCGACGCGCCUCAGUUGGCUACCGUACGUCCAACCAAUCGCAACUGUACGCUUUACCAAUAUCCAUUUGCAGAGCUAAAAAGCGAUAAACAUCAACAACAACAACAAAAUCAUCAUCUCCGACCGCUGCAACAACGGAAAAAAAUGUCCAGCGAAGAGGACAAACCGCCAGCGCCGCCUGUGCGUUUGACCAGCAAUCGCGGUGGCGACCGUGUCGGCGGUGGUGCCAUCAACACGGGCGUUGGUGUAGGUGGAGGUGGUGAUGGGCCACUCGUCGAUAUGCGCCCGCUGCCCAAAGAGCCAGAUGAUCCCGAUCGCAAGAAAAAGACAUUGAAAAAUAAGAUAAAAGGUUCGAAGCCUUCGCACACAGACUCCAAACCGAAUAUAUCGUAUCCCACGAAUUUUGAGCAUACCGUGCAUGUCGGUUUCGAUGCGAUCACCGGUGAAUUUACGGGCAUGCCGGAGGCGUGGGCGCGUCUGCUGAUGAACUCGAACAUCAGCAAGCAAGAGCAGAAAAACAAUCCACAAGCUGUGCUGGAUGUGCUCAAGUGGUUUGACAAUACAACAAAGCAGCGGCCAAGUUCCAAAUACAUGACAAAUGCCAUAACGACGCAUUCAGGCUCCUCGUUGAGUCGCGUCAGCAGCAGCAGUCCCAGCAGCACACCAACCGACUCGGAGUUGCACGCUUCGAAUAGCGGCGGUAAUUUGAUUGGCGUCAAUCUCAGCAAUCUAAGCCUUGGCGGUACAAAUGCGAAUUCGAAUUCCAACACAGUCGGUUUGAUCGGUCAAUUGGGCGGCAGCAUUGGCGGUGGCAUUGGUGUGUUGCCGUCCGUGCAUGGUAAUCACCAUCAGACGCACAGCGGCGCGCUGAGUCAAUCACAUUCGUACAAUUUUGGUGGCAAUACGGCCUCCUCAUCUUCGCAACAUUCGUCCGCCAAUGAAGAUGAUAUAUUGGGUGCGCCACAACCGGCGCCACCGCCGAUUGCAUCGCGACCCGAACGCACGAAAUCGAUCUAUACGCGUCCCAUUGAGGGCGCAGUGUCGGAGGGCAUUGAACAUUUGCGCGCGGUCACACCAACAACGCCGCUGCAACAACUGCAACAACAACAACAGCAACAGCUGCAACAACACCAACAUCAGCACCAGAAUAAUGUGGCGCAACCGCAACAGCAACAAUACCGCACGCCGAAUAACGCAAUUGCGGCAACCACAGGCGUCGCCACUGCCGCAGCUUCAGCUACAAGUGCGACAACAACAACCACGUUGGAUAAGAACAAAAAUAACGAAAACCUCUAUUCUACCGAUCCGAAUGCGAAACGUUUGACGGCUACACCAGCAGCAGCGCUCAAUGCAGCAGUGCCACAACCGCAACAGGCCAACACGACACCGGCACAAUUGGUGACACCAUCAGCGGUGGCACCGAGCUCGGCGGCCACAGCAGCUACACAGCCACGCUCCGGCACCGCCAAGAAGAAGAAAAUGUCCGAUGAGGAAAUUUUGGAGAAAUUACGCACUAUCGUUUCGGUUGGUGAUCCGAAUCGCAAGUACACCAAGAUGGAGAAGAUCGGCCAAGGCGCUUCGGGCACGGUGUAUACUGCGAUCGAGUCAUCGACGGGCAUGGAAGUUGCCAUUAAGCAGAUGAACUUAUCGCAACAACCGAAGAAGGAACUUAUCAUCAACGAAAUACUUGUGAUGCGAGAGAAUAAACAUCCGAAUGUGGUGAAUUAUUUGGACAGUUAUUUAGUGUCCGAGGAAUUGUGGGUGGUGAUGGAAUAUCUACCAGGCGGUUCGCUCACCGAUGUCGUCACUGAGACCUGCAUGGAUGAGGGCCAGAUAGCGGCGGUAUGUCGCGAAGUAUUGCAGGCCUUGGAGUUCCUACACUGCAAUCAGGUGAUACAUCGUGACAUAAAGAGUGAUAAUAUACUAUUGGGCCUGGACGGGUCGGUGAAGCUGACAGAUUUUGGUUUCUGUGCGCAAAUCUCGCCAGAACAGUCGAAACGCACAACAAUGGUGGGCACACCGUACUGGAUGGCACCGGAGGUGGUGACGCGCAAACAAUACGGACCCAAGGUCGACUUGUGGUCUCUCGGUAUUAUGGCUAUUGAAAUGGUUGAGGGUGAGCCGCCCUAUUUAAAUGAGAAUCCAUUGAAAGCCCUGUACCUCAUUGCCACAAAUGGCAAGCCAGAAAUCAAGGAGAAGGAAAAAUUAUCGACAGUAUUUCAAGAUUUUCUCGAUCAGUGUUUGGAGGUCGAUGUCGAACGACGUGCGAGUGCACACGAUUUGUUGAAGCAUCCUUUCCUGAAAUUAGCACGUCCAUUGGCUAGCCUAACGCCUUUGAUUAUGGCCGCCAAAGAAGCCGCUAAAGGAAACUGAUUAAAGAAGAAACAUUAAUUUAAUUUACAUAAAAGUGAUGAAAUUAGAACUUAAAACACUUGAAUGCAACAAAAAAACAACAAAAAUUAUAUAUACAUAUAUACAUACAUACAUACAAUAUAAACAAUAACAAUAAAACUAGGAACGAAAACUAUGUAAUACAUAAGAAACACGACUAUAAUGCAACGCGAACAGAUCAAAACACAGUUACACCUGCAUAGCUGCAGUUUAUACACACGUAUUGAAAAUUGAUUAAUAUAUACAAAUACAUAUAUAUUGAUCAUAUAUUCACGUUUUAUUAAGCGCAAAGUGAGAGGAGCAGUACACGCCGCCGUUUACUUAUAGCUAUAUAAAAUAUAUAGUUUGUAUUAUAAAUUGUGCAUGAGUUUCGAAAAUGCGCCAAUGCGUUGAGCAGUCCACUCGAUACGAUACGGAAUGUGGUUACAAUUGAAAGGAUUACAAAACAUAAAUAUACGAAAUUGUAUUUGUAAUUUUCGUUUGGCAUUUGAUAUUGCUCCAUGUAUUAAUGAUAUAAUAUAAUUAUUUAUAAACUUGGCUGCGGCACUAUUUUUGGAAAAUUUUCAUUGAAAAAAAAAAGAAAGAAAAAAUUGAUUGUUUCGUUGAAAACUAAAAUAUAUUGAAAUUUAUAUAAUACAUUACUCGUACACAUUUCCUUGUAUUGUGCGAGGUUUCAAAAAUGUAUUUGCAAUUCAUUGAAGGAAAUUAAGUUUUAUUUUUGUAGGUUUAACAUUGUAUAACAACUGAUCGACAUUUUAAAUGUCUGCUUUGCGUACGAUUUUCUUUUCUUUCAUUUCAUUUAAUUUUUAUUUAAAUUAAUUACUGUUAUUAGUACUUUAACGUGAGAACACUUACAUACAUACAUACAUACAUACAUUUAACAGAGAAACUGAGACAAUUUUUGUAAGACUAUGUCAUUCUAAUUACAUACAAUUUAAUUAAUUAUAAUUAGCAUUUUAUACAUAAUUAUAAAUUAUAUUUAACGAAAGUUAAGUAAAGUAAACAAACAAACAAGCAGAAGUUACAACUUAAAACGCUCUACUACUUACUGACACCUUUAUUUAUAUAAUAUAAUAUUUGUAAUUAUAGAAAACUUAAA
Zeugodacus cucurbitae (melon fly) is the source of this 4331-nucleotide messenger RNA. It is a transcript of the gene Pak, whose product is annotated as serine/threonine-protein kinase Pak. Gene Ontology annotation, molecular function: ATP binding; protein serine/threonine kinase activity. The transcript is spliced from 8 exons. The record is from RefSeq and is a predicted model, not a curated record. Lineage: Eukaryota; Metazoa; Arthropoda; Insecta; Diptera; Tephritidae. Gene Ontology annotation, biological process: intracellular signal transduction; protein phosphorylation; regulation of MAPK cascade. Gene Ontology annotation, cellular component: cytoplasm. Bases 986 to 3214 code for a protein of 742 amino acids.